This is a messenger RNA of Paramisgurnus dabryanus, 1733 nucleotides long. RefSeq names its product ankyrin repeat domain 1a (cardiac muscle) (gene ankrd1a). Gene Ontology annotation, molecular function: RNA polymerase II-specific DNA-binding transcription factor binding. Gene Ontology annotation, cellular component: nucleus. The record is from RefSeq and is a predicted model, not a curated record. NCBI's taxonomy places the organism in Eukaryota, Metazoa, Chordata, Actinopteri, Cypriniformes, Cobitidae. Gene Ontology annotation, biological process: regulation of transcription by RNA polymerase II.
GGGAUUCACAGAUCAUCAGGGAGCUGAGCAGGCACACUGGUCGCUUUGGGACUAAUUUACUUCAGAGGACUACAUCCCUCAUCACUGAUAACAUUAAAGAAAAACAUAAGAGCUGAAAACAUAAACUCCAGAGCACAGACAUGGGACUGCUGCGUGUUGAAGAACUGGUAACUGGGAAGAAAAGCGAGGGAAAGAGAACAGGAGAGGGUUGUGCAGAGGUGUUUCCUACAGGAGAAUAUGAGACCACCAUCAUUCAAGAGAAACAGGAUGGUGUUCAGACGCACAAGGACCCCAAUGAAACCAUCCAGAAUGACAUCAGACAGAGCGAACAAAACAUCAAACUGAAUGUCGACCGGUCAGGGUAUUUAAAACUGGAGACUGUAGAAGACCUCUACAACAUUUUGCAGCUGAGAAAGAGGAGGAAGGAAAGAAAGACUCAAAAGCCGAAGAAACAGCCAGAGCCUGACAUCCUGCCUGAAACCGUUGACCAGACUUUGUUUCUGAAGGCUGUAACAGAAAAUAAACUCCCUGUGGUUGAGAAAUAUUUGUCAGAUGGUGGAGAUCCCAAUGCCUGCGAUGAUUUUAAGCGCUCAGCUCUGCAUAAGGCCAGUGCACAAGGUCAUAUAGAGAUCAUGCAGAAACUCCUGGAGAGAGGAGCAUCAAUGGAACAUAAAGAUAAGCUGGAUGCCACAGCUGUGCACUGGGCCUGCAGAGGUGGAAGCCUCCCUGCCCUGGAGUUUCUGCUGAAUGAAGGAGCCAAAUUCAAUUCUAGAGACAAGCUUAGUAGUACUCCCCUCCAUGUUGCAGUUCGAACAGGACAUUACGAGUGUGCUGAGCAUCUCAUUCAUUGUGGAGUUGAUGUGAACGCUAAAGACCGGGAUGGAGACACACCCAUGCAUGAUGCAGUGCGGAUAAAUAGAUUUAAGAUGAUAAAACUGUUGAUGAUGUAUGGAGCCAGUCUUCAUGCUAAAAACAAUGAUGGAAAGACACCUAUGGAGAGCCUGCUUUCAUGGCAAAAAGGAGUAAAAAACAUCCUGAAUAAUUUUAAUGAAGAGGCAGAACCAAAGCCAAACGACUCAACUUCCUUCCUUCUGCUGAACUAAGUGUCACUUUAUUUCUUUCUUUCUUUCUUUCUUGUUAAAAAAUGAAAUUGAGCAGUGCUUGCAAAAAUUGUGGAUAUUUGCAAUGAUGAUUCUAAUUGCUGGCAAUAGAGCAUCAAAUAUAUUUAUGAGGUUAUUUGUAAAUACUGUUUUCUUAAGCUGAAGAUUUAAAAAAGGGAAACUUCAGUGAGUGGCCUGAGAGUUGUUUAUUGGGUGGUUGGUUGUGUGUUUGUUUGUUUGUUUGUUUGUUUAUUUAUUUAUUUGUGCGUUUAUUUAAUAUAAUUUUCAUUGGUUUAAGAUCAGUGAAUACACUGAAAUAAUGUCCAUGGCUAUGUUUUGAUCUUUUGAGAGAUUUAGGCUACUGCAAUUGUCUGGACAGACUAGAAACAGAACUGGAACAGAAUGUAAAUGCGGGUCUGAGUAUGUUUACUUAAGUGAAGUUUAUAAUGAUGAAUUUUUUUGUAACAAUAGAUUGGAAUUGAGAAAGAUAUGGAACUGUAUAGAUGGAAGUCCCUAAAAAAAGCACUUCAGAAACAUGUUUAAUUUGUUAUUUCCAUGAACACUUUCAUAAAAUAGUGCACUAUUCUAAUUUACUGUACAUGUAAAUAAAAUGGUUGCUAUUUUGUGCCUUGA